Ostrinia furnacalis (Asian corn borer) is the source of this 2752-nucleotide messenger RNA. Its product is annotated as lipopolysaccharide-induced tumor necrosis factor-alpha factor. The transcript has 3 exons. Bases 836 to 1255 code for a protein of 139 amino acids. The record is from RefSeq and is a predicted model, not a curated record. Gene Ontology annotation, molecular function: zinc ion binding. NCBI's taxonomy places the organism in Eukaryota, Metazoa, Arthropoda, Insecta, Lepidoptera, Crambidae.
AUGAAAUUUAAAAAAGAAAGUAAAUUUAAAGAUAAAUUGCAUGAAAUUUCCUUUAAGUUACAAUGGUUAAAGUUUUACAAAAAUUUACAGUUUUCGUUUCCUUACAUUUUCAAAAGUGAACUUUCUUCUGGGCCACCCUGUACUUUGAAUUAAUUUAUAUUAUUAGUUCUUGUAAAACUCUUGCACAUUUAACUGGGUAAAAAACAGUCAUGAAAUCAAAUAUAAACAGUUAUAAAAUAUGAACGUGACAGUUAAUAGUUUGGAUGCUACGAGUAUGAUUCUAUAAAUCCAAUAGUAAGCAGUGCUCUACUUACAGCAUAGUUGGCUCACAUUCUCAUACUCUACGUACUUACUGAAAAUAAUACAAAUUAAUUCUAAUUUCAGGCUUUGAAGUUUCAUAACGUGAAGAAAAUAUUACAUUAAUGAUAAAUAAAAAGAAUGAACGGCUCUAAUUACGAGUGUUUAGUGCAUAGUUUGAAGGAUUUCAUUAUGCCGCAAAGUUGUAUACAGCUGUUGAACACGAAAACAUUUAUGUUACGUGUCAGAGUAAUUUUGCGUCUCUAUCGCACUCGAAGUUGGAAAAGUUUGCGUCUCUCUCCCGCGUGACGCAAUGCGCUCGCGCAGUAAUCCGCGGUGCAUUCACUCGGACCGUAAACUGCGCGAGAUCACAACGUAGGUAACAUCAUUUCUCUAUAGUGACAACUGACAAUCGAUUAUUUAGUUCGUGAUCUACAAAAAAAGUUUAUCUGUUUCAUAACCGUGUCUAAAACGCCAGUGACGUGCACAGUGAAUAUUUGUGGCAAUAAGAAAUCUGCGCGAAGGUUAAAGUUUUGCAAUGGACGCGACUAUGGAAAACAAAAUGGGUCUACCCCCACCGUACGAGCAGGCACAUCCCAACCCGGCGCCUCCACCAUCCUACUUUGGCAGUAACCCUCCACCACCACCGGGUAUGGUCAUCCCUCCGGCAACCGCUCCUCGAACCACCGUGAUCACAUCUCCACCUAGCUCCGGCCUAGCCCCAGGAAAACUGGGCCCAGGCCCCACAGGCACCACCUGCGUUACAUGCAACAAAUCCAUAGUAACGCGAGUCGAUUACGUACCCAACAAUCGGACUCAUAUAAUUUCUGCAGCGCUGUGCGUUCUGGCUGGAUGUUGUUGCGGCUGCUUCGUCCCCUACUGCAUGAGGUCUUGUAAAACCGCCAACCACUACUGCCCGAACUGUCAAGCGUUCGUCGGGACGUACAUUCCUUCGUGACUAUCUUGUCGUUGCAAAAAAUGAUCUCGAUUCGAUCUCAGAUGCUGUACCCACGUGUGACGUAACUCUGCCGGGCUAGGAUGAUGCGCACCGUGAUAAAAUCUUAUCGAUGAUUUUUGACGACAAAUGUAUGGGCUUAUCGCGUAAAAUCGAUAAAAUGGUGCGAAAGAGCUUAUCGCGGUGCGCAUCCUAGGCCUACUGAUCUUGUAUGAUUUGUCACAUGCCUCAAGUAGGUACGUUUUGUGGCACAUCAUAUACAAUUUUGUAGCAAAAUAGCUGUUAUUACCACUACAUAAGAUGCCACAAUGUUUAGCUUGAUUUGUUGUCCUCUGUACUAAGCAAAUACGAGUAGUCAAGAUAGGUUGAAACACAUCACUUAUGUAGGUACAGCAUCUAAGGCGUUUAUAAAACAUCACGUAUAAAACAUAGUAAUAUUUUUGUAAAUAUCUUUAGAGUAUAUUUUAUUAUUAAGUUUACCCCACAUAAUUAUAUGUCAAAAUAAGAAUGAUUAAACCUUGUGGUUUAAUUUCUAUACAUUUUUACAGAUUACAUUUUUUAUAAAGAACUGAUGAUACUUUGCCCCUAUAUUUCUUGCCUUCUGGUAAUGGAAACUUUUUCUAUGGCAAUUCAGUUAUAGGUUUUCAUUCUAAAAAUUUAGAUAGGUACGACUGAAAAACAAACUGGUGCGGCGUAUUUGCGGAAAACGCGUUUGAGAUCGUCUCAAAAGAUAAUAAAUUAAAGAUAAAAAAUGCACGCUAUAAGGUGAUAAAAUGAUAUUUUCAACUUAUGUUUUCAUAUAGUGGUGUUUGUAUACCUAGAUAAGUAAGCAUGUAAUCGAACUCAUUCUUCAUUCAAUGAAUAAGCAGAGUAUGUAUUGUUAUUUUAAUAUCAAUAAAAUGAGUGGACCAGUUCAAAGUACCUAUGUAAGUAGGUAUAAUAUUUUUUCAACUCAGUGGUGCCUCCAUUUUCCCUAUUGGCUUACCUACGUCAAAGUAGUCGUCAUUGUAGAGUCAUUAAACCUACCGCACUAGAUUACUACCGUGAUUUAACUUUUAAGUUGUUUAAAAAAAUAUUUAUUUAUAAUUUUUGGUGUUAUAAAAUAAUUUAGAUUUUUUAUUGAUAAAAUUUUCAUUUUAAUCAUAUAAUUAUUUUGUUAAUAUUCGAACAUUCGUUGUUAAUUCGACCGCACCGCUCACUCGUGAGCCUCGAACGAUAAGUUUUGAUUGUAACCAGUUUAUCUGCAGUAAACUAAGUUCAGUUUAUUUUAUAUAAAUCAUAAAUGCAAAAAAAAACGAAUACAAUUGUGAUGAAGUUCAUUUACUCGACAUUGUGGUACGAAAAACUUGUGCAGUCGACCUGAAUUCCCGCCUAGAUUGUAAUAACCAACUUCUAGCAUACUUGUAAUCUCAUUUUAUACGGUACAUCUAUGUAAAUAGUUAAAAUAGUUAUAAGUUUUUUGUAAAACUUAUUAAUUGUUAAGUAUGCAAACGACUGUAA